ACUGGUUGACUUUUAUGCAUGAAAUAAAGAGGAAUGUUUCCAAAUAUAAAAGUGAUCAUUGCUUGAAGUGAAUAUUCAGUAAAAAUGAUAAAUACAACCAAUGGACUUGAAAUGUACCCUUAAUUAUAGAAUGACCCAGGUGUUUGCUGGUAUUUGAAGAUGUGAUAAACUGAGCUGCAGGACCAAUGAUCCAGACUCCCAAUCUCAGGCCAUAAAUGAAGGCUAACCAAUACGGUUUAGUGCGGAUCGCGCUUUUAAUAGUUUUUUGUAGCUUAUGUUCUUAUUUUCGCAUAGAUUUUGGUUACUUAUGUAAAGUGUCUGAAAAUACAUAACCUGCAUUUUUAUGUAGUGAUUGUUUUUUAAUAGUGCUUUCUAUUUUACAUGAUAUUAUAUUUACUUAAUGUUCAUAAUAUCCACAUAAUCAAUAUCUGUUAAGCUUUUAACAAAAACUUAGGCACAAAAUAUACACUUAUAAUGUCAAAUGUCAAUUUAAAAAUACAUUGAAAAUAAGAUGUAAAGGGCUCCCUGAAACCUCCCAGAUGUUCGAUGAGACCAUGAAGGGCCAUUUCCUUGUCCUCUUCGUCCAUAGCGAGGAAAAGAGGCUCUUCCGUCGGCCUGAGACUGGUGGUCUGGAUCGUAUGUCUUCAAAUGAGUGGCUGCGGGUCUGAAGAUGGAUACUAUCGGGGAAGAUGUGACGAUAUGUAGGGAGAGAAGAUUUUACACGUGUGUCGGGUUUAGUCGAUAAAACACUUCCGUAAAGGAAACUGUACUUGGAUGCGAAUAAAAUCACAACCGUUCGUGUUUUGCGCAAUUGAGUUGGAUACAUGGACACUGCGCAUGUCACAAACUCUACGGACUAUCCAGUGUUUCUGUCGCGGCGCAAAACUGAAUAUAAUCUAAAUCACAAAAUAAACAGAUGUGUUUGGUACUGAGUUUGUGUCAGUGACUGAAGGAGAUUCUGUUACUCUGUCUGUAAAUCUCACUGAAAUACAGAUGGAGGAGGAAAUCUCCUGGAAGUUUGGACGUCAAGCCAUUACAAUAGCUGAAACAGAAAAAAAGGGCAAGUUGCCCAUUUUACAUGAAGAUAGAGCUGAUGGAAGAUUCAGAGACAGACUGAAGCUGGAUCAAACUGGAUCUCUCACCAUCAACAACAUCAGAACUGAUCACUCUGGACUUUAUAAAAUCAUCAACAAAACCUCAGGGAAUCAACUCAAUAUAUUCAACAUUACUGUCUAUGCUCGUCUGUCUGUUCCUGUCAUCAGCGGAGACUCUUCAUCAUCAAGAUCAAACUGUUCUGUGUUGUGUUCAGUGAUGAAUGUGUCACAUGUGAGUCUCUCCUGGUACAAAAGAAAGAGUUUAUUGUCCAGCAUCAGUGUGUAUGAUCACAGUAACAUCAACAUCUCUCUUCAUCUGGAGUGUCUGGAUGAUUCUUACACAUGUGUGCUGAACAAUCCCAUCACAAACCAGACUCAACAUCUCAACACUGAUGUCUGUCACAAGUGUUCAGUUUUAUUGUCACAGAUGUCUCUGAAGAAGACCACAUCUGCAAGUGUACUUUUACUGAAGUUGUGAUCCGAUUGGUCGUCUCUGCUCUGGUGGGUGUGGCUGCUGUUGCUGUUGUGGUUUAUGACAUCAGAUCCAGAACAGAUGAACAGAAGAAGAAGAGAUCAGAUCAGAAAAUAAGACCAGACAUUGAGUUAAACACACUUGAUUCAGCUGGGUCUUAGAGUCGGCCAUCAUUUGAAUUUGAUGAAUUCUGAUUCUGCUUAUCGAUUCUGAUUGGCAGUUUAAAUGUCAAAGUUUUAAAAAAUUAAACAUGACAUCAAACAUUAUACACCAAGAUAUAUAGUCACAUAGCAUCUUCAUUGACUGCUUUGCAAAUAAUAGCCUGUGAGCAGUGUUUUGAAGAGAAACGUUCAGUUUUAUCCAUUCUGUCAGAUAACUGUGUUAAGAAAUAAAAUACUGGAUCUCAGUUUAAGUGUUUUACACCAGCCUGUGUUCCUGAGAUAUGAUGUUUAAUGUUGCUGUGAUGCAUUCUUGUUUUUCUGUUUGUGCUUGUUUUGCAUUUUGACUUGAAAUGUCCACAUUUUUUCACCCUCAUGUCAUUUAAAACCUGUUUAUUCAGAGCACAAAAUAAGAUAUUUUGAAGAAUGUCGAUAAGCGAACAACAGCGGUACCCAUUGACUUCUAUUGUAUUACACAAAAUCGAUGCAAGUCAAGGAGUCUAAAAAUUCUUCAGAAUAUCUUCUUCCAAUAAGUUGACAUCUAUUUAAUAACUUUAAUGAAGAAAAUCGUUUCCAUUCUGUUAUUGAAUAAAGUUUUGUCCAAAACAAUAUUGAGUAGAAAGUAGUAUCUGCUACUCUUUAUAAGUAUCAAUAGUAUCUUACGAAUGAAAGAAAUAACAGCCAUUUUUAUAUAGUACAGAGCAUAUCGCUUAGAAAUUCUUUAAUUGUCACUAAACGGAGUUCAAUUAUAUUUAAACUUUGGUGUUUCCAUUAAAACCAAUACAAUUCCCAUUAUAUCCAUUAAAUCUAUUAAAUGUGUUUUGGAUAGGUGCUGUUUUUUAGUAGAGAUUAUAAACAGACACCCAAAACACAGCAACACAAAACCUUUUA
This is a messenger RNA of Triplophysa dalaica, 2615 nucleotides long. RefSeq names its product SLAM family member 9-like. Bases 994 to 1572 code for a protein of 192 amino acids. NCBI's taxonomy places the organism in Eukaryota, Metazoa, Chordata, Actinopteri, Cypriniformes, Nemacheilidae. The transcript is spliced from 4 exons. The record is from RefSeq and is a predicted model, not a curated record.